CUAGAACCUUGACGGGGUUGCGGCUACAGAUUCAAUAUUGUAUAAACAUGGGUGCAUUUUUGGAUAAACCAAAAACUGAAAAACAUAAUGCUCAUGGUGCAGGGAACGGCUUGCGUUAUGGCCUCAGCAGUAUGCAGGGAUGGAGAGUGGAAAUGGAAGAUGCUCACACAGCUGUUGUAGGUAUUCCCCAUGGCUUAGAGGACUGGUCCUUUUUUGCUGUCUAUGAUGGUCAUGCAGGAUCUCGUGUUGCAAAUUACUGCUCAACACACUUACUAGAACACAUCACUAACAAUGAAGACUUUAGGGCAACAGAAAAACCUGGAUCUGCUCUUGAGCCUUCAGUGGAAAACGUCAAGAGUGGAAUCAGAACUGGCUUUUUGAAAAUCGAUGAGUAUAUGCGCAAUUUCUCAGACCUCAGAAACGGGAUGGACAGAAGUGGCUCCACAGCAGUGGGAGUUUUGAUUUCCCCUGAGCAUAUGUACUUUAUCAAUUGUGGUGAUUCACGUGCUGUUCUCUAUAGGAAUGGACAAGUCUGUUUUUCAACACAAGAUCACAAACCUUGCAACCCAAGGGAGAAAGAGCGAAUCCAGAACGCAGGAGGCAGUGUAAUGAUUCAGCGUGUUAAUGGUUCAUUGGCAGUUUCUCGAGCUUUGGGGGACUACGACUACAAAUGUGUUGAUGGCAAAGGCCCUACAGAACAACUUGUUUCUCCAGAGCCUGAGGUUUGUGAAAUUUUAAGGGCAGAAGAAGAUGAAUUUAUCAUCUUGGCUUGUGAUGGAAUCUGGGAUGUAAUGAGCAAUGAAGAGCUCUGUGAAUUUGUUAAGUCUAGACUUGAAGUAUCAGAUGACCUGGAAAAAGUGUGCAAUUGGGUAGUGGACACUUGUUUACAUAAGGGAAGUCGUGAUAACAUGAGUAUUGUACUAGUUUGUUUUUCAAAUGCUCCUAAGGUCUCAGAUGAGGCAGUGAAAAAAGAUGCCGAGUUGGAUAAGCACUUGGAAUCACGGGUUGAAGAAAUUAUGGAAAAAUCGGGUGAAGAAGGAAUGCCUGAUCUUGCUCAUGUCAUUCGCAUUUUAUCUGCGGAGAAUAUCCCUAAUUUACCACCAGGAGGUGGUUUAGCUGGCAAGCGUAAUAUUAUUGAAGCUGUGUACAGUAGGCUGAAUCCACACAGAGAGAAUGAGGGGGACCCUGGCGAAGCCGAGGAAAGUGGAACGCAGGGAAAAUUGGUGGAAGCGCUCAGGCAAAUGAGAAUUAAUCAUAGGGGGAACUACCGCCACCUUCUGGAAGAGAUGCUGACUAGUUACAGGCUAGCUAAGAUGCAGGGAGAAGAGUGCACUGCUGACUCAGCUACAGCAUCUACUUCAGCUAAUCGUGGUGGAGCCAGUGACGCUGCGCCAGACACCCCCACAGAAUCUGGGAAUCGCCUCGCUGAAACGCAGAGCUCAGACGAAGAUUCAGGGAUGAAUGAGAUGAGUGAUAAACAGACGUGACGUCUUUAUACGUUUCACGUAACAGAGUUGACGCUUCGCUUCACUUGGCGUGUUUUCCUUUGUUUAUAGCUCAACAUUUGUCACAUCUAUCCUAGAAGUCUGUUUGUUUUUACUUUGGAUUAUUUGUACAGAUUGUUUAUAUAAAGUUCCCUUCUUUCCUUAGAAGUUCAAAAACGAUGGUGUAUUAUAGCAAUUGCAUUUUGUAUUGUGUAGCAAGGAGCAGUUAGCUUCCUAUUCAAGAUACCAGUUUUUAAAUUCUGUGAAACCAACAGUAGGAAUCUAACAUGCUAAUGCAAAAAUAAAUUUUAAACCCCCUUUUCUUAUAAGAAGUUUCUUAAUUUUGACGGUACAUGUAUGCUAAUUGUAAAGUAAUUCACAUCUUAAUCAUGCAUAUUUUGUGACUAUUAAAUGAAUUAUGCAAAUUCUUCAACCCUUUUCCCUCAGCGUCUUAUGCUACAUACUGCAUGUGUGUAUUUGAAUUGUGUAUAGUUUGUUACAACUAGAAUUACAAAACCUAUCACAUCUUAGGUUAAACCACUUAUUCUUCGUUAAAUGUGAUGAUUCUUUCAAUUUAGAUUGUAUCCACUGUUCAUCACGAAUAUCUAUUUUCUAGAAAACUGUAUUCUUGUUACUUUCCAGGUUGUAGCAUAACCUAUAUCCAGAAAUGAAAAUGUACUUAGAACUUGACCUAGUGUCAAGUUCUAGUAACUUGUGUUUAAGUGAAAAUAAAGAAUAUGCUGUGGAAUAAUAUCUGUAUGCAUACUGAGUCUUUUAAACAGUUUAAGUAAUAAACUUUUCUGAAAUGCUGUCAUCUUGAUAUGGCUUGAAACUUCUCAUAGUCGUUGACAUUAACUCAUUAUGAUGUUCCCUAGUUUCUACAGCUACUUGAGUAGUUUUGGGUUUGACACGGUCAUCAUUAAUCUUAUAUUUGGGCAGUAUUUCUCAGUUGCAAGUUAAACAUGAGCAAUAUAAGUGAAUAAACAGGCUAGUCUACCUGACGUUACUUUCUAUGAAGUCUUUUUCCUUUUUUUUUGGUGUUUGACACAUAUAUGCAUACGUGUUUUGGUAGGUCAGUGAUAAUACUGAGAAUUUUCAGUGGUGAACUAAUCUGCUAAUAAGUUAAUACUGGAAUUCUUGUGCCAGUAGUCCUCUAGGUAAUUCUGUACAUUUAAAAAGGACAGUUCAUAUUCCAACACUAGCAUAAAAAUGUUGUUCAACAUCGGUACAAAGUUCACUGCCUUAAUGGAAAAGAUCUUGCGGGAAUUUCUUGUGAAUCAGGAAUACCUUUUAAGGGUUAAGGGUUGAAUUUCUUAGUAUUUUAUAGAUUUCCCCCCUCCUCCCUCCCCAUUCUGUAGUAGUAUCUUUUGAUAGCUAUGAUGUAAUACAAUUUUAGGUAGUACUUGUACUUGUUUUUAAGUCUUUAUACUAUAAUAACUUUAUUGGGUUCAUAUUUUAUAAAAGUGAAUUCCCUCAUGAAAUUAAGGAGCAAAGAAUAUUUGUGCGUGGAAGUGGGCAAGUAUGAAAAAAGGAAUUUGUCAUCUUUCUUAUGCUAGUAUUCUACUUAAUUUUGCCACUUAAAUCCAAACUGCAACAAAAUGUUUCCAUUUGUGUUGGUGAGUAUUAAUAUU
This is a messenger RNA of Struthio camelus australis, 3115 nucleotides long. The record is from RefSeq and is a predicted model, not a curated record. NCBI's taxonomy places the organism in Eukaryota, Metazoa, Chordata, Aves, Struthioniformes, Struthionidae.